This is a messenger RNA of Ilex paraguariensis (yerba mate), 333 nucleotides long. NCBI's taxonomy places the organism in Eukaryota, Viridiplantae, Streptophyta, Magnoliopsida, Aquifoliales, Aquifoliaceae. The record is from the annotation of a GenBank genome assembly.
AUGGCAAGACAGAGGAACCCACGAUCUGCUUCAGAUAUCAGGUGCCCAGUGACUGGUAAAGCUGUUUUUCACAUCCGGGAGUUUGAGAAAACCUUGGAGAAAAUGAAUGGUGAAGAGAUCAAGAGAGGAGUCUCAAUAAGCCCAGCCAAGAUUAGGACAAGGAGGCUUUUGAGCGGACCGGGAUCAUGGCCGCCACGGUGCACGUCGAAAUGCGGCCGAUGCACGCCGUGCAAGCCAGUUCAUGUGCCGGUGCCGCCCGGCACGCCGGUGACAGCGGAGUAUUAUCCAGAAGCUUGGAGGUGCAAAUGUGGCAACAAGUUGUACAUGCCCUAA